CCCACCUGUCCGUGGGAGGGUGCCCGGCCCGUCAUCGCAGCAGGUCCCUCUGGUUCCUGCCGCUGAUCCCUCUCAGCUGACGUCAGGAGAAAUGGCGGACCAGGAUGGCAGCGACGCAUCUCCUCCGGAGUCCCAAGCGUCUGACUCCCAGUAUAUAUCGGAGGAUGGCCGAUCGUCUUCAGCCAACCGCCCCGGCUCCUCGGGCUCCGGGCAGACCUACACUCCCACCUUGACUCCUACCCCCACCACCACCCCUAAUCGCACCACCACCAGCAACAGCCCCAGUAAUAAUUCUACCACCAAAACAGACUCGUUGCUCUUCAACAAGAUCGACGAGCGACAGAGGUUGGCCCGUGAGCGGCGGGGGGAGCGUGAGAAACAGAAUGCUAUCAAGGAGGCAGAGUGGCAGGCUCGUGAGGAGCGAGCCAGGCUGCACUAUGAGAAGCAGCUGGAGGAGAGGAGGAGGAGGCUGGAGGAGCAGAGAGUGAAGGAGGACAAGAGGAGGGCUGCCGUGGAGGAGAAACGACGGCAGAAACUGGAGGAAGACAAGGCUCGUCAUGAGUCGGUGAUGCUUCGGACGUUGGAGAGGAGCCAUAGAACCAGACAGAAGCCCAACCGGUGGUCCUGGGGAGGGGCACCGCAAACAAACACUCCCAGCACGCCAGCCGAUGGUGACAGGCGGUCAGUGUCCACAAUGAAUUUAUCCAAACACAUAGACCCUGUCAUUACCAAGCGCCUCUCCUACUCCUCUGCUACACUCCUACACUCACCAGACCGAGGCUUACAGAUGAGAACAGCCUCCUCCCCUGUCAUUAGCAAAUCUCAGUCCAAAGCCCGCCUACACCCGGGAAAGACCACCCAACACAAAAACACAGGUAUGCGCCGCCUACCGUUGACGCCAUGGGAGAGCAAUGUGGUGAACCGCCUGCAGCAGCCGACGCACUCCUACUUGGCUCGCAGCCGCAGCGCCAUGAGUCUGUCUGGAGAGCAAACAGCCAUGCCUGUUUGUCCUCGCUCAGUGUCCUGCCACCCCAUGGGCCCCAUGUCCUUCAAAGCCCUGCAGGCCCAGCCGCUUCCUCACUGCCGCAGCCAGGAGAGAAGCCUCAGCAAGGGGACGGUCUCAUCGUCCACCACGAGUGCUCGCAGGAGGACCACCGGCUCCACACAGCAGAAGGACCGUGACAAUGUCAGGAAGUCAUGGAGCAACCUGUCGCUCCCAUUGGCUCCCAUUCUCAGUUUGCCCCCCAAAAAGCGCUCCUCUUCCCAGGGCAAGAAGAACAGCAAAGGGACAGCGCCCUCUCCUGGCAGGCCUCCACUAAAGUCAGUGGGUCGCCCCCCGACCCCCAAGCUGCUUAAGUCCCCGGGGGCAGAUGACCCAGGAAAUCUUCGUCCUUUCAAGGUCACACCAGAGAGCCCCCAACCCACCAGAGCCCCUGAAGAGGAGGAAGAAGAGCAGGUUCUCACUCAUCUUCAGCCUCGACCUCAGCCACUGGGUCAGAACAAGACCAGUAGUGAGCAGACAGCACCAGCAGCCAGCGAGAGCGUAAGCAGUCCUGCAGCUCACAAGACGUCGGCAGGCACCACAGAUCCAGAGGAGGCGAGCCGUAUCCUGGCGGAGAAUCGACGCCUGGCCCGCGGGCAGAGAGAGAGAGAGGAAGAGGAGCGAAAGCAACAGGAUGAGCAGCGGAGGUUAGCGCAAGAGGAAAUGGCUCGCCGUAAGGCCGAGGAGCGAGCAAAGAGAGAGGAGGAGGCUCAGCGUCAGGCGGAGGAGAUGAGAAAGAAGAAGGAGGAGGAGGAGAGAAAGAUGGAGGAAGAGCGACUUCAGAAAGAGAAAGAGGAGGCAGAGAGACUCCAGAAACAGAAAGAGGAGGAGGAGUCUCGACAGAGAGAAGAGGCGGAGCGACUGAGGCAGGAGAGAGAGAAACACUUCCAGAAAGAGGAGGCUGAACGCCUGGAGCGGAAAAAGCGUCUGGAUGAGAUCAUGAAGAGAACAAGACGUUCAGACCCAGCAGAGAAGAAAGUUGUUCCCAACAGGAAUGGAGACAACGCAGUGUCACCUGCCGCUCCUAGUCCAUCUGCAGUAACCGCGGCACCGGCACACAAUAGCAACUGUCAUCAACCUGAGCCCAACACCGCAGCACUGAGCCACCCUGACCAGAGGGAGAACGGGGAGUUUGAAGAGGUGAUUGUACUGCCUUCACAUUCCAGGUUGUCUCCUCCUGAGGGAGAGGAGGAUCAGCAGCAGCAGCAGGAGGAGAGAGUUCCUGUCUUAGCCUUCAAGGAAAACGGUCUCCUAAAGCCUCUAAGUGGACUAGAGGAUAUCUCGGCCCAGCAGGGAACAGAUGUCGCCUGAUGUCCCUGUUAGACCGAGAUGAUUCCACACCCCAGAGAGACAGGAAGUGAGUCGGCCAGAGAGAGGUAGCACAGCGCCGUUGGACUGAAUCAAAGGAAGGACUCUCAGCAGCCCGGUCAGACCCUUCCAGAGGCUUAGCUGCUCAACCUCCCACGACAGCAGAGCACGGCAGCCAUUUCCCAAAGAUCUCCCUAAAGCAUCUCCAGAGAGGAGCUACUUUUCCCCUCAACGAACUCUGUGGGGGACAGAUCGUCUCUCUGUAACACGAUUACACUCGGUCACAAAGUUCCGUGUGCAGCCCCCCUCGACUACCCAUGAUUCAGAAGUGAAUGCCCAUUCCAUCUUGUGACUCUUGUGAUGUGUGUGUGUGUGUGCGUGUGUGUGUGUGUGUGUGUGUGUGUGUGUUUGUGCGAAUGACAGACUAAUAAUGAUGUAAACUGAGAUCAGCUGUAAAGUCUUCAGCCAUGAUACUUGAAGAGAUUUUGUGGUUGCCGUAGAAACACACUGUAUUCAGAUUGAGAUCAGCAACGUGACGUUUGAACUGGAACUCGCACAACAGGCUCCGAAUUACAAGGUUUCAUUUACGCUUUUUGCUCUCUUUAACUGGAACCUCAUGAUUAUCAAUUUUCAAUGUUUCUAUUGAAAUGUUACAGAAGAAAUGGGAUGAAGGAAUAACGUCAGUGCAUGAAGUUGUAUUAAGGCUACAGGAACGUGUCAUGUGAUGUAAUAUAUUUUUUGCUGUGUCUACAGUGUUUAAGACUAGAGGUUAUUAUUGGGGUGAGGCGUUGGAGCAUUGUGGAGUUUAAGUUAAAUAAUUACAAAAUGAAAAUACUGUCAACUGAGAAUUAGGUUGUAAACCACUGAUUUAUUUUUUUUUGUUUAGUUUUAUUUAAUUGCUGUACAGAUGAAAUGUGAUUCUUCGUUUUGUCCUUAAAACUGUCUUUCUGUUUAAAUUGAGAAAAAAAGAAAUCUGCUUUGACGUUAAGUCCCGCCCUUUCCUUUCAUUUGUUUACCCUUUACAUUUACCCCGUCAGAGCUGCAGCCUACGUCCCGUCACACUGUGUAACUCGGCCAGUGUUGGAGGAGUACGCUUUAGCUUUUCCACCUUGUGAUGGAGGUUGACUUUUGUUUUCGGCCAAGCAAAUACAAAAUGAUUUAAAAAGCAUUUGCUGGUGAUGUUUAAUCUGAAAUAAUUAGAUUUGUUGAUCUUUUUGAUAAAGGAUUCAAGAAAAAAAAUGCUGCUAAUUUUGACGUUCCUUUGCCUUACCGCAUUAUAGAGAGAAUGAGGCGACUUGUCUUUCUCACUGAAAUGGAGUUAUUUAUUCCCAGCGUGAGCUUUGACAUUCUGGCCACAUGCCAGUGGCUUCCGUUGCUUGAUUUAUCUUAAGUUUAUGAAAACUCAUUAUGAAAUGUUAUGUCAUCAUAUAAAGUCUGUACUGUCAAACAACUGGUCCUUUUAUACAGCUUUUCUUAAAUGAAAGACAAGAGAUGGGGAUUAAAGUAAAACACUGGAACCAAACCAUUACACCUCUGUCAUAUUCCCUUCCACUCACGCUGCUCUCUUCAGCAUUUCUCAAACCUUUACACUUUGUUCAAAUCUUGCAGUAGCACCAAAAAUGGAGGGAAACUUCUUGGUUAUGUAGUGCUGGUUUCUACCAGUAGCACAUAGCAUGCUGUUAAACUUGGCAACUUGACUCAGCCUGAAAAUAAAUUGCCUGUUAGAUUACUUUAUACAUACAUAUCCUUUAAAUUAUGUUUAAAAGCCAAUGUAUUUUACUAAGACAAAACGCGAGGCUCGGAUAACUAACAAGCCCUUCACUUCACAAGA
Messenger RNA from Anoplopoma fimbria (sablefish), 4181 nucleotides. RefSeq names its product microtubule-associated protein 7b (gene map7b). Gene Ontology annotation, cellular component: microtubule cytoskeleton. Gene Ontology annotation, biological process: microtubule cytoskeleton organization. The record is from RefSeq and is a predicted model, not a curated record. The transcript has 19 exons. The coding region runs from base 92 to 2353 and encodes 753 amino acids. NCBI's taxonomy places the organism in Eukaryota, Metazoa, Chordata, Actinopteri, Perciformes, Anoplopomatidae.